AUGGCAGCACCACAAGGGGGUUACCCUCCUCAGGAAGGGUACGGCCAACCCGCGUAUGGCGCCCCGGAACCCACACAGUCGCCGGCCGCCGGACAAGCUGCGCCUGCACCCGUAGCUGGCGGAAAAAAGAAGAGAGCAUACGCUGGCGAGGCCUUCGAUUUCGGUUCUGGGGCUAAUGCCGCACUCGGUGGACAGCAGACAGCCGGGGGUGCUUACGGUGCCUACCAGCAGCCCCAAGCUGCUGGAUAUCAACAACCAGUCUACGGCGCAGACCCAAACCAGAUGCAGCCCGCAGCAUCAUACGGAGCUGAUGUCACCCAAAUGACACAACAAUUUGGCGGAAUGGGAAUGGCCGAGCCUCACCACAUGCCACCCCCGCAGCCUGUGGCCCAAGCCCCUAUGCGACCUCAAGUUCAGCUCAACCAGCUUUACCCCACUGACCUUCGGUCCCAGCCCUUCAACGUCGCUGAGCUGGAUUACCCCCCUCCUCCCGUCAUUCUGCCCCCGGGUACCAGUGUUUACCCAUCGCCCGAAGCCAACUGCCCCACGAAAUAUAUGCGAUCCACGCUGAACGCUGUUCCCACAACCAACUCCCUUCUGAAGAAGUCGAAGUUGCCCUUCGCUCUUGUCAUUCAACCUUACGCCGCUCUUCACGAUGCCGAGGACCCCAUUCCUGUGAUUCCCGACCAAGUCAUCUCCCGAUGCCGACGUUGCCGCUCCUACAUCAACCCCUUUGUCACCUUCCUCGACCAUGGCCACCGCUGGCGUUGCAACAUGUGUAACCUGACCAACGAUGUGCCCCAGGCCUUUGAUUGGGACUCGACACUGCAAAAGCCAGCUGAUCGCGCGCAGCGUUUCGACCUUAAUCACAGCAUGGUGGAAUUCAUUGCGCCUCAGGAAUACAUGGUUCGCCCACCACAGCCUCUGGUUUACCUUUUCUUGAUUGAUGUGAGCUAUUCAUCGGUGACCAACGGUCUUUUGGCCACCACUGCACGCACAAUUAAGGAGAGUCUCGAUCGCAUCCCAAAUGCAGACCGCCGAACUCGUCUGGGCUUCAUCGCAGUGGACUCCAGCUUGCACUACUUCAGUAUUCCACGGGAUGAGUCAGGAACUUCAGAGCCCCGUAUGUUGGUUGUUAGCGAUUUGGAUGAGCCCUUCCUUCCUAUCCCCGGUGACCUCCUUGUGACGCUGAGCGAAUGCCGGGAAAACAUCGAGGUCUUCCUCGACAAGCUGCAGGAAAUGUUCCAGAAUACCCAGAACAACAGCUGCGCCAUGGGCUCGGCAUUGCGCGCCGGUUACAGGCUGAUCUCUCCCGUUGGUGGAAAGAUGACCGUUCUGAGCUCAUCUCUGCCCAACGUCGGCCACGGAGCGCUUACCAUGAGAGAAGACAAGAAGGUGCUGGGCACCAGCAAGGAAUCCGGUUUGCUUCAAACGGCAAACUCAUUCUACAAGAGCUUUGCGGUCGAAUGCUCAAAAGCCCAAGUGUCCGUGGACAUGUUCCUGUUCUCCUCUCAGUAUCAGGAUGUUGCAUCCCUUAGCAAUUUGCCCCGCUACACUGGUGGUCAAACCUACUUCUACCCUGGCUGGAACGCUGCACGCAGCGAGGAUGCCAUCAAGUUCGCCAGUGAAUUCUCAGACUACCUGUCUUCGGAGAUUGGUCUGGAGGCCGUUCUCCGUGUUCGUGCUACCACUGGUCUGCGUAUGAGCACCUUCUACGGUAACUUCUUCAACCGCAGCUCCGACCUUUGUGCUUUCCCGGCCUUCCCUCGUGAUCAGGCCUAUGUGGUAGAGGUCGCCAUCGAUGAGACUGUCACCAAGCCCGUCGUCUGCAUGCAGGCCGCUGUUCUUCACACUACCUGCAACGGUGAACGCCGUAUUCGUGUCAUGACGCUAGCACUGCCUACAACUCAAAAUCUGGCAGAUAUUUACGCUUCAGCUGAUCAGCAAGCCAUUGCCACAUUCUUCAGCCACAAGGCCGUUGAGCGCACAUUGAGCAGCGGUCUGGAGCCUGCUCGUGAGGCUCUUCAAGCUAAGAUUGUCGAGCUUUUGCAAACCUACCGCAAGGAACUUGCAGGUGGUACCGCCAGCGGUGGUGGUCUUCAGUUCCCUGCUAACCUGCGAGCCCUGCCUGUCUUGUUCCUUGCAAUGAUCAAGAAUCUUGGUCUUCGCAAGUCUGCUCAGAUCCCAACGGAUAUGCGAUCCGCGGCACUCUGCCUCCUGUCAACCCUGCCCCUGCCGCUCCUCAUUCAAUACAUCUACCCGAGGAUGUACUCACUCCACGACAUGCCAGACACUGCUGGUUUGCCCGACGAGCAGACAGGUGAAAUAAUCCUGCCUCCCGCCGUCAACCUGUCUGCUGGCCGUAUCGUUCCAUUCGGUCUGUACCUGAUCGACGAUGGUCAGACCCAGUUCCUCUGGGUUGGGCGCGAUGCCGUCCCCCAACUCAUUGAGGAUGUUUUCGGGGUCCCCGACAAGACCCAACUGCGUGUGGGCAAGCAGACCCUCCCCGAAUUGGACAAUGAGUUCAACCAGCGUGUACGGGCAGUUGUUGAGAAGAGCCGGGACCACCGUGCCAAGGGUGUGGGCAGUAUGAUCGUGCCUCACCUGUACGUGGUUCGCGAGGAUGGCGAACCUGGUCUGCGCCUCUGGGCUCUUACCAUGCUUGUUGAGGAUCGUGCCGAUCAAAGUGUUAGCUUGGAUCAGUGGAUGGGCUCUUUGCAAGAGAAGGCCUGA
Penicillium soppii is the source of this 2733-nucleotide messenger RNA. RefSeq names its product COPII subunit SEC24. The record is from RefSeq and is a predicted model, not a curated record. The transcript has 3 exons. Gene Ontology annotation, biological process: intracellular protein transport; endoplasmic reticulum to Golgi vesicle-mediated transport; COPII-coated vesicle cargo loading. Gene Ontology annotation, molecular function: zinc ion binding; SNARE binding. The coding region runs from base 1 to 2733 and encodes 910 amino acids. Lineage: Eukaryota; Fungi; Ascomycota; Eurotiomycetes; Eurotiales; Aspergillaceae. Gene Ontology annotation, cellular component: COPII vesicle coat; endoplasmic reticulum exit site.